This is a messenger RNA of Desarmillaria tabescens, 642 nucleotides long. RefSeq lists its product as uncharacterized. Lineage: Eukaryota; Fungi; Basidiomycota; Agaricomycetes; Agaricales; Physalacriaceae. The transcript has 4 exons. The record is from RefSeq and is a predicted model, not a curated record. Bases 1 to 642 code for a protein of 213 amino acids.
AUGGCAGUGGAGGUGGUUGAGGAUACUGAUGUCAUUUGGGCUAUAGACAGGGUGAUAGUCACACACUCCAGAACUGAAUUUGAGGGUGCAAAGCUUGGGGAAGAAGAUACAAGCGAGGAUCUCAGGUAUUUGGGUAGGGAGAUCGAGAUAGCAGAGGUUGCUGGAGUUAUGCUCAUAUUGGGUAGCUUAUCGCUAAUGAAACCCUGUCGACAGCAGGAUCGAAGAGAGCGAUGGUGCAUUCUAGUUGGCAGAGGGAAGAAAAGGGAUUUCGUAGAAUGUGCCAAUAUGAAGAGGCAAGGCAGCUUCGCUGGGAUAAACCUGCUAUCAUCAGUGUUAAGAGAGCACCAUCUUGAGGAAUGCUGCUUCAGUAGAUUGGUUAGGCAUUUGACAUGGGAGCUCUCUCCGCUAGAGUGCAGAGAGAUAUCCAAGGGUGCAAUCUUUGAAUACUUGAGCGAUAAAACAUUCAUGAGAAACAGCGGUAUCCUGUUUUUGAAUGACAAGUCAUCUAAUUCUGAUUCACGGAAUAUUAACAGGGGUAGUGCUGGUGGGAGCCGGCAGAUCGGCACAUGCAAAGAGUGGUAUUUCUCAAAUAGGAUGUCGACUUCUGUGUGGAGAUGGGUGAUUUCUGAUUUGAGUUGGUGA